Molecule: messenger RNA, 576 nt
Organism: Mycetomoellerius zeteki
Lineage: Eukaryota; Metazoa; Arthropoda; Insecta; Hymenoptera; Formicidae
Exons: 2
Coding region: 1-576 (191 amino acids)
Source: RefSeq, a predicted model, not a curated record
AUGCAAAAGUUGCAAGAAAAUGAGAAGAGAUCGUACAAGAAAAAGCAAUACUGGGUGGCACCAUAUCUAAAGGAUCGUCCGGAACACAGUUUUUAUCAUGUGUCAAUUCCUAAAUUGACCAUAGAGGAUGGAGUACGAUUCCACAAUUAUUUCCGAAUGUCCGCUACACAAAUGGAAGAAUUAUUGUUGAUUGUUGGUCCGCUAUUGAUAAAAGAAACUGUUAUUCGAGAGCCCAUACAACCGAAAGAACGUUUGGCAAUAACAUUGAGGUAUCUUGCUUCUGGCGAUUCAAUGGUGUCAAUGUCAUAUCAAUAUCUAGUUGGGGUAACAACAGUUUGUCAUAUUAUUCGAGAGACAUGCGAAGCAAUUUGGAACAGUUUGUAUCCUUUAGUUUUACCGCCAGCAUUGUCAGAAAAAGACUGGCUCGAAAUUGCAAAUGAUUUUGAAGAAUUGUCUAAUUUCGCUCAUUGCAUUGGUGCCAUUGAUGGAAAACAUGUAACAAUACAAGUAUGUAUUCUAAAGGUUGGUUGUGUGAUUUCAUGUCAUUUUGAAAUACACAAUCUACCCCCAGUAUAA